This is a messenger RNA of Seriola dumerili (greater amberjack), 2831 nucleotides long. RefSeq names its product transmembrane protein 231 (gene tmem231). The coding region runs from base 283 to 1212 and encodes 309 amino acids. Gene Ontology annotation, cellular component: ciliary transition zone; ciliary membrane. The transcript has 7 exons. Gene Ontology annotation, biological process: cilium assembly; regulation of protein localization. The record is from RefSeq and is a predicted model, not a curated record. Lineage: Eukaryota; Metazoa; Chordata; Actinopteri; Carangiformes; Carangidae.
CAUGGCGCGGUGCAUGGUGCUUAGCUAGGAAGCUAAUGUGUAUAGAUGUUGAUACGCUACGUUUCCCCCCAAAACACUUACUCAACGGUGAUUGAUGGAUAUUACUUAACGAGGGUUAAUCUGGAUUCACUUGGCAUUUUGUUGUCUGAUACUAUUUAUUCACGUUAGUCGUCCGGGCGCAUCAAUUCAAUUAGCAUCUAUGCUAUCUUGAACAUUAAGCUAGCCAGCUGACUUGAUGAUUACACAACACUGACGCAUCGAACGUUGCAUAUAUCGUUACCCAUGGCUUUCUAUGAAGUCUUUUCUCACCCGGCUUUGAUUCGGUACAAGACGAGUGUUUGCACGAAAGCCACUCUCUUUCUUGUUGUGGUUUUGUGCCUAACCUACAUCGCACCUCUGCUGGUUGCUUACAGGAGCCAAGGUUUCUGGAUGAAAAGAAGCACCUAUGAGGAGCAGCCGGUUGUGAGGUUCCAGUAUCAGGCUCUGCUGGUGGCAGCAACCAGUUCUGUGGGAGACUACGUCGCCUGGAGCACAUUCCCCCAUCUUAACAACAUGCUCGGUGCCAAUCUCCGCAUCCCUGCUAUUUCUGUGAGAGAAGAGGAUCAAAACCAGGAUGGGAAGUUGGACCUCCUGAUUUUUCAACUGCAGCUACCCCUAAAACCUGAGGAACAGGUGUACAACGUCCAGCUGCUGCUCACCUUCAGCUACCAGCUCUUUCGGAUGUCCACAGUGGUGAUGCAGAGCCUGGCCUAUGUGCAGCACUCCUCUUCUGUCCCUGGAGCUAAACUGUUCAUCAGUGGAGACCUGAGGCUGCAGCAGCGGACACCCCUGCCUCACCGGGGACUGUAUGACAUUUACAAUGUGUCAGUGAUUGAUGGCUCCAGCCCUUUUGCAAGUGCGUAUGAUCUUGACAACAUAAUCAGGAGCUACCAGAACAGAAACUUGACCACAAUACUGUCCUGUCCCAUGCCAGUCUGGACUGUGGGACGAGCUUCUGAUUCUCCCUUUGAGCUUAAUGCUGAGAUCCAUUACCCUCUGGAGGUCAUUAGCUAUCGUCCAGGCUUUUGGGAAACCAUCAAAUUUGCCUGGAUCCAGUACGUCAGCGUCCUCCUCAUCUUCCUCUGGGUCUUUGAACGUAUCCAGAGAUUUGUUUUCCAGAACCAGGUUCUAACCACUGUGCCCAUCCCAGUGGGAAAACCUCACCUGUCAUGAUUCAGUGGUAGUGCUCACACUUUCAGGUAUUCACGAUCCACCAGGUUGAGACAAUAUUACAUGUUGCACAUUCACUUGCCCACACUGAUACUGAAAUUUAAGACCAACUCUAUGACUCAGUUUCAGGGACUAGCUAUUUGGUCUUGCUGAUACUGUAACACACUUACCAGCAGUAUACACACAGUAUAAUCUCACACAUUUGAACUAAGGCCCUGUUUUUGUGGUGGCACAACGACCAGAAUACGCAGCAUGAGUUGUUGGUAUUUUAGUGGAAAAUGUGCUUUAGACUUUGCACUGAGAAUAGAAGUGCAUCUGUUCUUGUCUCAUAGUUAAUCUGCUGCCACUUUGGUGAUCUCAUUAAAAAAAAAAAAAAACUAAAUUAAAGGCACAUGUGCAACCAUGAUGGAAUAAUUCUUAAAAUGUAAACUCCCCAAUUGUUAAGUUUAAAAUUGGCAUGAGAAGCUGAACAUUUAUUGUGUUUAAAGCAGACAUGUCGGUAAUAGUAUUAGUAUGAUGAUUCUUACUGCAUCUGAAGGAAAUAAGACUGUUAAAUAAGAAUGUUGAUAAAUCCGUAAAUGGCCGACACAGCAACUCCAUUACAAUACUACACACUUCAGAGUGCUCCAUUAUGACUUGGUGUUCUGCUGUUUAAGAUAUUAUGAGUUUGCUUUGCAAGGCUCAUCAGUCCUGUGUGCCAUUGCCAACUUUCCAGCUUUGUUUAAGUUUUCUUCUUGAAAUGCAUUACAGUGCAGAUGCUGUUGUGUCUGAUUUUACGUUAUGAUAUGACCAUUGACAGCAUGAGAUAGCAGCAGAAGAAAUAAAACUGAAAUAGCGUCAGAUUGAUGGAGUUAUAUAAACAGCCUCAGCAACAUUUUUAUUAUUUAUCUCUAUCAUCAUUGUACAAGUUAAAACCUCCCACCAUCUGAAGCUGUCUCAGCUUCUUUCCAUAUGUUGAGCUGUUGUCAUGUGUCACUGUGACUGGCAUACUGUUUCCGAGUGACAGGACCAGUGAUGUGACUGUGUAAGAGUGACGUCAUUAACGUCAGCACACCUCAGAUUUAGAUUAAAACCAGCUGCUUUGAGCUUGUUAACACAGUUAAAAUAGAGUCUUACUUAACUGUUCAUAGUAGUUAUGACAGAUUUGUGCUAAUUCUGCCCAUCAACUGUAUUGACUGUAUGGUGUUUCACUGUGAAAACCAAGCUGACUUUACGAAGAUUUGUCUUUCUAGUUCAUCCUUAUCAUUUAACAAUAAGUUGAACAAUGAACCUCCCAUGAGCCUCCUGUAGUCCUUUAAUAAUUUACUUGUAUUUUAUACAAACAUGCUGAGAGACACAAAUUCAUUUAUAUUUUCACCUUUUCCAGGACAGGUUUGUACAAAGGCCCUGCUCUACUGGAGCUACAGCGGUUCAUACCAUGAAAAAAUGUAUUUCUUCUUUUCCUGCUGUUCGAAGAAAUAGACACUUAUAAAAAAUAUAAAUAUUUUUUUAUAUUUUUACUAGUUGUAUGUUUAUGGCCAUUUGUGACACUAGUUAAAGAAAUGUCUUUGUUGGUGUGCUCAUUUGUUUUUGUAUUGUUCAUAGUUUUAGAUGAUGGAUAAUAAAUGAUUUGUACAUUUUAA